Molecule: messenger RNA, 795 nt
Organism: Acanthoscelides obtectus
Lineage: Eukaryota; Metazoa; Arthropoda; Insecta; Coleoptera; Chrysomelidae
Source: the annotation of a GenBank genome assembly
AUGAGGGUGCUUGUGUGGUGUCUAGGGGUGCUCCUAACCCUAUCUUCCACUCACGGGAGUGUACUUCGCGAUGAAAAAGCUUUGGCGGACUUGGAAAUAGCUGCACGAGUGGUUCGCGCCACAGCUGAUCACGACUUGGUCCCUGACGCUUCCGAACACCAUAAGAACCACCACCAUGAAGAAGGGGGUGGUCACAAAGGACAUUCAGAACACCAUGAACACCACAGUGACAAAGGGGAAAAGGGAUACAAGAGUGAACAUCAUCAUGACAAGGGGCACAAAGGAGAACAUGGAAAACAUCACCAAGCGGGACAUCACAAAGAGGAAGGUGGGCAUCACAAGAAACACCAUGAUGAGGCAGGGCAUCAUGGACAGCAUCAUGCUGAGGGAAAAAGUCACAAAGGAGGAAAGUUUGCUGAGAAGAAAGGGCAUAAGAAAGGACAGAAGACCACAGGCUACCACCACAAGUCCCACAAAGACGACUACCAUAAAGAGCACAAGUUCUACGAUGACUACCACAAGGGCGGGCACCACUCCAAACACGGGGAGUUCAACGGCCACCAUGGCGGAAAGAGCGGUCACCACAAGAAGGGCGGCAGCCACAAGAGCGGCCACCAAGAAGACCACCACGGGAAGAAGGGACAUUCCGACAAGGGCCACUACGACGAGGAUCACAAAGGGUUCAAGGGCCAUGGAGGACACGAGUCUCACCACUCACACCAUUCCGACUAUGGAAAGAAGGGAGGACAUGCCGGUGGCAAGGAAUACGGCUUCGCAAACGAGCACAAAAACUAA